UGCUAGUAUUUGCAUCAACUACCCAAAAUCCAUUAAUUCUUUCUCCCCCUUUAUUAACUCCUCUUCCUCUCUCUCGUCUGUUUACCGUUAAUUUCAUUCUCCCAAUAAUCAAAUCUCCCAUUUCUCCUUUUCCUUUAAAUUUUCCUGCAAAAAUUCCGCCAUUAAAGCUCUAAAAUGAAGAAACAAAGAACAUCAAUGGAGAAAAUCUCAUCCUCUUCUACAUCUACAAAUUUCUUCGAUCUUCUCAGCGAAGAAAUUGUUUUUGUUAUUCUUGAUUAUCUCUCUGAUAACAAUCCACAAGAUAAGAAAUCAUUUUCUUUAGUAUGUAAAUCGUUUUACUCUAUUGAGGCCAAGCAUCGGAGGACGCUGAAACCUCUUCGUUCUGAAUAUCUACCUUCAAUUCUUAACCGCUAUCCUCAAGUUUUAGCUCUAGAUUUAACACUUUGCCCUAGAAUAACUGAUUUUUCGCUUUCUGUUAUCGCGUCUACUUGCACGAAGACGCUGCGUUUUAUUGAUUUAUCUAGGUCGAAGUUCUUUACUGGUGAUGGAUUGACGGUUUUGGUGGCGAAUUGUGUGAAUUUGAUGGGGUUGGAUUUGUCGAAUUCGACGGAUUUGAGAGAUUCGGCUGUCGCUGCAAUUGGAGAAGCGAAGAAGUUGGAGAAAUUGUGGUUAGGAAGGUGUAAAUUGGUUACUGAUAUUGGAAUUGGGUGUAUUGCUGUUGGUUGCCCUAAAUUGAAGAUGAUUAGCUUGAAAUGGUGUUUAGGGAUUGGUGAUUUGGGGGUUGAAUUGAUAGCUGUUAAGUGUAAAGAGCUUUGUAGCUUGGAUCUUUCUUAUUUGCCGAUUACAAGUAAAUGCUUACCAGCAAUAUUAAAACUACAGUAUCUUGAAGAGUUGUUUCUAGAAGGGUGCUUUGGGAUUGACGAUAAUAGUCUCACAGCUCUGAAACAGGGCUCCAAAUCGCUUAAGACUCUUGACAUGUCAAGCUGCGAAAAUGUGAGUGACGCUGGCUUAUCUUCAUUAACAAGUGGCACUGGCUGUCUACAGCAAUUAACAUUAGCAUAUGGAUCUCCAGUUACUCUUGACCUUGCGCGUAGUUUGCAGAGGCUAUCUAAACUCCAAUCAAUUAAAUUAGAUGGCUGCCUAGUUACUUGUUCUGGUCUCCAAGCCAUUGGGAAUUACUGCGCAUCAUUACGGGAGCUGAGUCUGAGUAAGUGCUCUGGUGUGACUGAUGAAGGCUUGUCCUCCUUAGUGAAGAAACAAAAGGAGCUACGGAAGUUAGACAUUACAUGUUGUCGGAAGCUAACUUGUGUAUCUAUUGCACAUAUUGCCUACUCUUGCACCUCCCUCAUUUCUCUGAAGAUGGAAUCAUGUACUCUGGUUCCUAGAGAAGCCUUUGUUCUGAUUGGUCGAAAGUGCCAUCUACUGGAGGAGCUUGACCUAACCGAUAAUGAGAUAGACGAUGAAGGUCUAAAAUCCAUCUCCAAGUGCUCUAGACUGUCAAUUCUUAAACUUGGUAUCUGCUUGAACAUAACAGACGAGGGCCUGCGUCAUAUAGGCAACCGCUGUUCCAAGCUCGUGGAGCUUGAUUUAUACAGGUCCAUGGAGAUUACAGAUUCAGGCAUCAUGGCCAUUGCUCAUGGUUGUCCUGACCUAGAAAUGAUCAACAUGUCAUAUUGCAAAUCCGUUACAGAUGCCUCUUUGAUAUCAAUGUCAAAAUGUACCAAAUUGAAUACAUUGGAAUGCCGAGGAUGUUCUCUAAUAACGUCUUUGGGCAUAGCUGCAAUUGCUGUAGGUUGCAAGCACCUCACGAGGUUGGAUAUAAAGAAAUGUAUCAACAUCAACGAUUUUGGAGUUCUUCCACUUGCUCACUUUUCUCAGAAUCUUAAAGAGAUAAAUUUGUCAUGUACUUCGAUCACGGAUGUGGGCCUAUUGUCCCUCGCUAGUAUCAGCUGUUUACAAAGCAUGAACAUUUUGCAUUUGAAAGGCUUGAGCCCAAGAGGUCUAGCAGCAGCCCUACUGGCUUGUGGAGGAUUGACAAAAGUCAAACUUCAUUCAUCUUUCAAAUCUUUGCUUCCACAGCCUCUCUUUGAACAUCUAGAAGCACGUGGUUGUGUAUUCCAUUGGAGAGAGAAAUUAUUUCAGGAUGAGUUAGAAGACUCCAAGUCUUGGAAGCAGCAACUAGCAGAAAUGGACAAUGAUUUCUGAAGACUUCUCAGUUUUGAAUAUGUCGAUCCUGAAUUUGAAUGCGAGAAAGUGCAAUAUCUUCUACAAUUUUACCGUCCUUGGUUCUAGAGUGGUUCUCAAUGAUGCCAUUAUCUAAUAAUGGUGGAGGUUUAUGCCUGUCUCUGAGCUAAGGUCCAAUGAGGCGUGUGAGUUGGAUCUGGAGGGGCUUUCAAUGAUGCUAUUAUCUAAUAAUGGCAGAGAUUUACGCCUGUAUGUGAGCUAGGGCUAGUGAGGCGCACGUGUUGGCUCUCGAGUGGCUCUCAAUGAUCCUAUUAUCUAAUAAAGGCGGAGGUUUACGCCUGUAUAUGAGCUAGGGCAAAUGAAGUGCCCGCAUCACGCCCAAGACACGAAAAUAGGGGCCAGACAUGCCGAUUUCUGUAUCCUAAAACUGUUAAUAGUUAAUAGUGUGCUGACGAACAAUAUGAGUUUUAAAAGUUCGGCUUAAUGUUGUAAUAAUAUCUAUACUAGAAAAGGCCUAGAGCUUGGUUUUGUUUGUUUGCAAUCGUAUAUUUCUGUAUAUCAUAGUGUGCCACUAUUUAUGCCA
Amaranthus tricolor (Joseph's coat) is the source of this 2767-nucleotide messenger RNA. Its product is annotated as F-box/LRR-repeat protein 3-like. The transcript is spliced from 8 exons. Gene Ontology annotation, cellular component: SCF ubiquitin ligase complex. The record is from RefSeq and is a predicted model, not a curated record. Gene Ontology annotation, biological process: SCF-dependent proteasomal ubiquitin-dependent protein catabolic process. Gene Ontology annotation, molecular function: protein binding. The coding region runs from base 175 to 2205 and encodes 676 amino acids. NCBI's taxonomy places the organism in Eukaryota, Viridiplantae, Streptophyta, Magnoliopsida, Caryophyllales, Amaranthaceae.